Molecule: messenger RNA, 471 nt
Organism: Thermothielavioides terrestris NRRL 8126
Lineage: Eukaryota; Fungi; Ascomycota; Sordariomycetes; Sordariales; Chaetomiaceae
Exons: 2
Coding region: 1-471 (156 amino acids)
Source: RefSeq, a predicted model, not a curated record
AUGUCCUCGGACUUCGGAGGCACGGCCAGCAGCAGUCUUGCCGGCGAGGCGCCUCGCUCAGACGCCAACCGAAUGGACAAUAUUAUCCCUCCCCAUCUCAAGGGGAAAGGCAGAGCGCCUCACUGGUUGAUCCCAGAUACAAUUACGGAAUCCAUGAUAAAAUCCGCGGAGAAGGCCUCGGCCAUGGGCAGCGCCACGACGGCUGAUGCGAAACAGGUCAAAGGCAUCUUUUUCAACGCCUGGGGCCCCAACAGCGAGUACGCCCGCAUGAUGAAGACCCCGACUGUCGUGUCUGACAGCGCGAGCACCCGUGCGGAGACGGAGAACCUCCGGCCGGAGAAUCUGGGAAAGAAGGGAUGGGCCAGAGCGCCCACGCGCAAGCAGCCGCCUCAGCUUCCGGACUACCUGAAGUACGAUAUCCCUUUCGAGAACCACGGCGACUUUGAAGGCGACUCCGAUGACAAUAUGUGA